This is a messenger RNA of Maudiozyma saulgeensis, 1431 nucleotides long. Lineage: Eukaryota; Fungi; Ascomycota; Saccharomycetes; Saccharomycetales; Saccharomycetaceae. The record is from the annotation of a GenBank genome assembly.
AUGGAUUCUACGGAGAAAAAUAUCGACAAAUACACAGCGGUAUUAGUUGCCCAAUACUUGAAAAAACAAGGUUAUAAUGAGACAUUGAAAUCCUUUUUAAGGGAAACAUCUAUUCCUGUAUCUGUCACGGCAAAUGAUGACAAUUCUAACUCUAAUACUCAUAUUGAUGAUCUGAAGUCUAUAAUAUCUGAUAGAAUAAGUUAUAAUGAUUACAUUCUUGAUUCUAAAUUGAAGGAUCUUACUUUGAAUGAACAGCUUCCACCAAUAGAUUAUGAUAGAUUUCACAUUAAGAGAUGGAAUUUUGAUAGUACGUUCGAUAAUUUUAAAUCUCAUACAUUAGAUGGAAUUCCCAUUAAGGUCAAUUUUUGUGAUAAUAAUUCAAAUGAUAUAAUCAUAUCUACAUCAUCAAGACAAUUGAAAAUAUUUGAUAAUAACUUGCAAAUUUUGUCAGAACUUACGGAUCAAAAUAUGAAAUCCAUAGGGGUAGUUAAAUUGACUGGAUCUAUUCCGGGUAGUAAUAUGUUAUAUGCAUGUUCAAUGUCUGGUAACAUAUACUUAUUUGAUAAGGAUUACAGACUUAUCCCUGGUUCUUCAUUUAAACCUCAUGGUAGAAUGAUCACUCAUAUUCAAUUUUUAAAAAUGAAUGACAACGAAUCGUGGUACGUCUUAACAGCUUCUAUGGAUAAUACUAUGCAUUUAAGUAUAUUGCGUAUAAAAGAUGAAAUGCCUACUUUAACAAUUACAUCAACAGUAAAAUUAUUAUCUGCAUGUACUACCCUAAAUAUGGCUAAGACAACACUUAAUAUUGAUAAUAAAGCAGUUACAAAGCCUGUUAUCUUUCUAACUAGAAUGGAUUUUACUCAUAUUGUAUGUUAUACUUUAGAUAAUUCAAAUAUUUUACAAAAUUGCUUCAAUAUUGCGUUAAAUAAUGCACAAUUUAGUACACACUCGUUUACUAUAAGAGAUAUGGUAUUAAUUAACGGAAAUUCUGACGCAGCUAUUGAUGGCUCAACUAUAAUUAACUCUGGAACACUAAUAGGUGUAGCAACGUCACAUAUCCCAUUCCUCAGACUCAUCUUACUGGAGUUCCCUAAAAUGGAGAAAUAUUUCAGGGAAAUAAACGAUAUCGAAAAAGAGAACUCUGGCAUUACCACUCACUAUGAUAAAGUAUUAAGAAACAUAGCCACCCAGAUCCCACAGGAUUCUUAUUCGCAACCUAUAAUGAGAUAUAUGUCAAAUUCUAACGGUAUGAUCAUUGGAAGUGACAGUGGUGUGUAUGCCAUUGAUUUAUUUAACGGAGAGUCAUGGCCCCUCGAUAUGCAUUGUGAUAUAAAUAAACAAAGAAUUACAUCUAUGAAUGUUGAUUCUUCAAACUCAACAUUAUUAAUUGGUACAGCAUCAAAAUCAUUUCAUUUGUAUAAAUUGACAUAA